This is a messenger RNA of Doryrhamphus excisus (bluestripe pipefish), 1391 nucleotides long. It is a transcript of the gene iah1, whose product is annotated as isoamyl acetate hydrolyzing esterase 1 (putative). Lineage: Eukaryota; Metazoa; Chordata; Actinopteri; Syngnathiformes; Syngnathidae. The record is from RefSeq and is a predicted model, not a curated record. Gene Ontology annotation, molecular function: hydrolase activity, acting on ester bonds.
CUUUACGUCACGUGGACUUGAAUGGCGGGACAACGCCGCCAAUAUGUCUAAAAUCAAAACGUUAAUUUGGCCUAAAGUUAUUUUAUUCGGCGAUUCUAUUACACAGUUGUCCUUCCAAGUCAAUGGAUGGGGUUCAGGCAUCGCCGACAAACUAGCAAGGAAGUGUGAUGUAGUGAACAGAGGACUGUCCGGCUACAAUUCCAGAUGGGCCAAAGUAGUUCUUCCAAGGAUUUUGAACAGCGAGGACUCAGCAGACAACAUUGCAGCGGUUACUGUCUUCUUUGGAGCGAAUGACUCCGCCCUGGAAGAUAAAAAUCCUCAGCAGCAUGUUCCUCUGCAUGAGUACUCUGAGAACCUGAAGGAAAUGAGCAGGUUUCUUGCCACAGUGGGGGUUCCUGCAGGAAAAGUCAUCUUCAUCACCCCUCCUCCUGUCAAUGAGACAGCAUGGGAGAAAGAGUGUACCCUUAAAGGUUGUCCUCUCAAUCGUUUCAACUCGACCGCAGGACAGUACGCUCAGGCUUGUGUCCAGGCAGCUGCUCAGUGUGGUGCUGAUGUCCUGGACUUGUGGACACUCAUGCAGAAGGAUGGAGAGGACUUCACUGCUUACCUGUCAGAUGGGCUCCAUCUCUCUGAAAAAGGAAAUCAGUUUGUGAUGCGGCAUCUUUGGCAGCUGCUGGAGAGUAGAGUGGCUCAUCUCCCUUUUAUCCUUCCCUAUUGGGCAGACGUGGAUGCCGGGAGCCCAGAGAAUAGCCUGCUGCAUUGAAGAACAUUUAUUAGGAGAGCAUUAUCCUGACCUUUCCUGAUGCUGCAGUGAAGUACAAGUGGUGUCCUACCUGCACUCUGAGCCAUAUUUGAAUUUGCAGCUGGGCGAGCAGCAAGGGUCGUUAUUGAGGUGGAGCAACCCUGGGUCACACUCCUCCCCUUCUUCCACUCGGGAGUUCCCACACACCUUGCUGUUCCUCUCCUCAAAGCACAAGGGAGCCUUGUAGCGCAGCGUCUUUCCAAUCGAGAUCUUGCUGCAGUUGGAGAAACGCUGAAAGAAGACAGACAGCAUCACAUGACAGCACUUUGCUCCUUCAACUACAGUCUUGAAAAUAUUUGCUGUCAUGGCAAAGAGGAGGCCUGUUUGCUGUUUGUUAUUACAAUUUACUGGAAGGAGCUCAUUUUCACACUUUGCAUCACACCUAGCAUCACUGACUCUCUACAUCUUCUUAAGUGGUAUUGAGAGCUGAACUAAUUUCACAUCUCACGUCAUCAACGCUUUAACCAGUUUAAUUUAUGAAAUCUCUACGAGCCUUCUGGCUAACUGCAAAGUCGCCUACAUCGACAAUCUGUGCAGAUGACAGCAAAAAGGACUGGAUGAAAAUGUAACUGUGUGACCUGAUUAUAUA